Molecule: messenger RNA, 948 nt
Organism: Tripterygium wilfordii
Lineage: Eukaryota; Viridiplantae; Streptophyta; Magnoliopsida; Celastrales; Celastraceae
Product: reticulon-like protein B16
Exons: 6
Coding region: 160-870 (236 amino acids)
Source: RefSeq, a predicted model, not a curated record
UUCUCUUUUGUGGCUUGUUCUUGCCUGAAAAAAGACCAACGCCCGUUUCCGUGCAGUUGCAGUGAUCCAUAAUUCCAUCCUGUUAUAUUGAUAACCGACGUGAGUAGAACGUCUCUUCUAGAUCCAGCGACUUCCAAUAGCCAGUGAGGCGAGAAAUUGAUGGAGGAUUCAGUUGAUGCGACUGGAGAUGGUGGGGGUUCAAGAAAUGAUGCACCUUUCCAGUCUUCAACGUCUGGUUGUUGCGGUAGUUCUGGGUAUCGCUUGUUUGGUAGGCAAGUUACAGUUCACCAAUUCAUGGGUGGAGGCAAAGCUGCUGAUGUUAUUUUGUGGAAAAGGCGUCGUGUCUCUUUCGGUGUCAUAGUCGUCGCUACAAUUUCAUGGCUUCUAUUCGAGCGGUCAGGAUUACCAUUCUUAACAAUUUGCUCGGAUGUCUUGCUGAUUCUGAUUGUUUUGUUAUUUGUACACGCCAAGUAUGCUGCGUAUAGAGAUAAACACUUAGAAACAUUGCCAGAGCUAGUCUUGUCGGAAGAAAUGGUUAUUAAUGCAGCAGCAUCAUUUCGUGUUAAAAUCAAUAGUGUGCUUCUUAUGGCUCAUGACAUCACUUUUGGGAAAGAUUUCAGGCUCUUCUUCAAGGUGGUGGUUUGCUUGUGGCUCCUGUCUGCGAUUGGUAGCUACUUCUCCUUCUUUACGCUUGCCUAUAUAGGAACCAUCUUAUCCAUCACAAUUCCUGCUUUGUACAGCAAGUAUGAGGAACACGUCGAUAAAUAUUGCAAUAUGAUUCAUAGGAAAUUUUCUCAGCACUAUAAAAUUGUAGAUGACAAUGUUAUUAGCAAAAUUCCUCGGCGUUUAUCCAAGGGCAAAGAUACCUAAGCAUUGUAUUUCUCAUCAUGAGAUUGUAAUAGACUAAACUAUUUUAAUUUUUAAUACGCCUAGCAUUUUCAUACCUCA